GGUGCACACGCAAGUGGUGUUGACUUUAGCAGCCUCCGUAGGAAGCCCUUCCUUCAUUAAAACAAAACUGAGGCAGGGCGGAAGUGAAACAAGUUCUCCGCACAAAGGACGAGUCGACGUAAACAGAGCAUAUUAAAACAACCAUCCGACCAAACAAACAGAUUUAGCUACAGUAAAUACAGUAUGGCCACUCAAGACCCGGUGUAUAACACCACCACAACAGCACCAGCACAGGCAAACAAAUCUAAAGGAUGGUUCAACGUGCCAUCAGAAAAUCUGGAGACAAUACGAUUUGUGAUAAAAGUGGUCGAAAUGCUGCUGUCGUUUGUGGCUUUCGUGAUGGAGGAGGUCGUGUCCCACUGUGCGUCUUGUGGACCGCUUUACUUCUUUGAGUUUGUGAGUUGCACAGCCUUCCUCUUCACACUUCUGCUCCUCAUCCUUCUGGCAACAAGUCUCCACCAGAGAGUCGGAAUUAAGUGCUGGCCUACACUGGAUUUUACAUACACAUCAGGCAUGGCAGUCAUGUUCCUCAUUGCCAGCAUUGUGUUUGCAGCAGGCAAUGGUCGGACGGGCUUGGAGCAGGGUGCAGUGGCAUUUGGCUUCAUGUCCACGAUAGCCUUCUUUGCAGAAGCUGCUUACUUUGUGAAACUGCAUGGUAUUCCGUGCCUUAAGAGAAACAAUCUACCAGCAGACGCAACACCAAGACAACCAGAGAUUGAGAAACUUAAUGCUAAUGGAGCAGAAUCUGCUUGAGGCCUGGUAGCGUUUUCACCAGCAUUCAAAUCCAAAAGCAAACAAUUUUUUAUAAAUAUGAAUUAUUUUUACCCAAAGCAAAAAACGAAAAAGUCUUAAUAAUUCCAUUUCAGUCAGUUUUAUUCUGGCUUUUUUUGUCCAGUUUUAUAUUGUGCCUAAACGUUUUGCCUUUGUAUUACAUAAGUCUUAAUUUCACAGGUAGUAUUUUAACAUGGAAUCCUUGACCAUAUUUUUACUGUACACAAAUGAAGUUAUCAUGUCAUGUCACAAGUGAAGUUAUCACUGUUUUUGUGUGUGUUCUGUGCUAUUUCGGACAUAAACUCUUAAGCAUUAACGAGUACAAAAAUAUGCACUGUACUCCAUUAUAGAGUACUACUUUUCUGAUCUUUGAAAUACUUUUAUAUGCAUGCCUGAAGUAAUAUAUUUUGGAGAAAAUCAGGGUUUGAUCAUGUUGAAAAUAUCAAUUUACUAUUGUCUGCUUUUCAGCGCAGGAAUUUGAAUAUAAUGUUGAUUUAAGAGGAUAAGAAAAUUAUAUAUAUUUUUUAACACUUGGGACAGGCAGUGGUAUAUUAACCAAUAAGCGAGGUAAUCAGCCGCUUGGGGCGCCAGUAAAUCUGGGGGCCCUCAAUAAAUACCUAGAAAUAUAAAUUAUACCCAUAAAUUAUAUGACAUCGUUUUUUGUUAUAUUUUGUAUGGUGAGGGUCUAACAACGAUAGAUUUAGAUAUAGAGAUAGAUAUUUUGACAUAAUUAUUACAUUGAUUAUUCCAUCUGCGCAAAGUUGUCCCCCACAUCUCUCUCAUGGAGCAGUCCAGCAGUCAAAUCAGGUAAAUAUUUAGUUUUAAAAACAACAUUCCUUAGACAUUUAGACAUAAUAAAUACAUUUCUUUAUUAUUUUUUAAGUUCUGAAUUCAGUUUAAGGAAGCAAAUAAUUUAAAUAUAUAGCGAUUGCAUUGCGAUUAAAAGGUAGAAAAUUAAAUUGAGUGAAAAGUAUAUUAAAAAUAAACAAAUAAAAGUACAUAUUGUGCAUUUACGGACUGUUGGGCCCCAUGGCUCGAAUUGUUUGGGGCCUCCAAUCACAAAACCUGCCCCUGGGGACAGGUAAAUAUUACACUGAAUACAUACACACACACACACACACACACACAUACACACAUACACACGUCGUCCUUAAGUCAGUUAUACUGUAAAAAUGUUUAUUGAGCUGAAGAAAUGAAUGUGGCGAAAGCAGGACAGCAUUGUUUUGGCCCUGUGAUGAUCAUGUUUCGCUGUACAGUCAUACAAUUGUUUGUUUUUAUUGAAUCAAUCUAUCAUUUUUAUAUUGUGUGGAACUCGAAAUGUUGUAUAUUUUCUUCUGUGCUUGAUCUUGUUCCAUGUGAGCCCAGAUUGUGUGUAAGAUAGCGUGCUGAUGCUAUGAAUAUGAAGUGUUAAACUGAAUGCAUGUCUUACAGGUCUUCUUUUUUUAUUGCGAGGUUUGUGCGUUUAGGCCCUGAUGUGUUUGUUUAGAUGCCCGAGGAAUUAAACGGACUGCAAGUUUUCCAAGACACUAAUCUGCCUUACGCUUUAACCCUCCUGUGCUUUACGACUUGACUGCUGCUUUCUGUUAAUUGAGCGUUGUGUAUAUUUUACAAUCUAGAUAAACUGAACAGUAAACUUAUAGUACAGUAGCCACUUUCUCCUUCUGAAGAUUUGAAUCGAGUGUCUUGUUAAGUUGCCAAGGAUUUUUAUAUUUUUAAAAAGCAAAGACAUUUGACAAAAUUGACAUAGUUUGAAUACCAGCAUUGUUUCUACCUUUUAAAAGUCACAUGGAACAUUUUACAGCACUGUAUAUGAAACCAUCUCUCCAUUCAAUUUAAGCAAUAAAUAGAUCAUGGGCUUAAGAGAA
Danio rerio (zebrafish) is the source of this 2636-nucleotide messenger RNA. It is a transcript of the gene cmtm6, whose product is annotated as CKLF-like MARVEL transmembrane domain containing 6. The record is from RefSeq and is marked provisional. Gene Ontology annotation, cellular component: membrane. NCBI's taxonomy places the organism in Eukaryota, Metazoa, Chordata, Actinopteri, Cypriniformes, Danionidae.